This is a messenger RNA of Drosophila busckii, 2085 nucleotides long. Gene Ontology annotation, biological process: mRNA export from nucleus. Gene Ontology annotation, cellular component: nucleus. The record is from RefSeq and is a predicted model, not a curated record. The transcript is spliced from 4 exons. NCBI's taxonomy places the organism in Eukaryota, Metazoa, Arthropoda, Insecta, Diptera, Drosophilidae. Gene Ontology annotation, molecular function: mRNA binding. Bases 97 to 1521 code for a protein of 474 amino acids.
UGCAACUAGAGUAUAACGCGUUAAGUUUUGUAUGGCUUUGAAAUAAAUUAUAAUUAAGUAAACUAUUAAGAGAGAGUAACAAGCUAUUUUGAAGACAUGGAUGUAGAUCUGAGCCUUGACGAAAUAAUUGAGCGCAAGCGUCAUAAGAAUCCACACAAGAAUAAUGACAAAAAGAUCUAUAAUGCUAAUUUGAAGACACGCAAGACUAUAACCAAGCCGCCUCAACCAUACCGCACCUUCGAUGCCCGCAACAAAAUAAUAGAGAAGACGCGCGCUAAGAUUUUUGAUGCACGCGAAAUUCUCAAUCAUAACUUUAGCUUACGUGAAAACGACAAAGAUGCACGCCACGAGGUGCUUGUGCGUCAGCCCAACAUGUCCAGGCCCAUGAAACCUCAAAGAAGCGCAAUGUCGGAGUCACGUCUAGGCAUUAGUGGCGGCGGUCGUGGCCGUGGAGGAGUACAUAAAGGUCGCUUUGGCCAGCGCAUCAUCACUAUGGGAAAUCGGCCUGGAGGGGGUGUUGUGCAAACACUGUGGGAUCCCAAUGAUGAGCCGGCUUCACGUGGAUACAAACCUGGCGGCAGCGCUGGAGGAGGAGCAUAUACGCCAAGUCGUCUGAAUGCCGGCGCCAAGCCAUUCGUGCCACGCGGCUAUGUGGACCACGAUAAUAUGCAGCAGCUGGAGGAUGAGGAAAUAGCGCGCACGCUGCACUUGAACAGCUACAGCAAUUCGCUACAGUCAGUAGGCGGUGGGCGGCAACAACGCAUGGGACGCAACUAUAUUGACUAUGACAUGGAUGUAGAAAGUGUGGAAAUUCAAAGCCAAAGCGUUGACAAUGAUCCAUUUGCCAUAUACGAGGCUGCACGCAAUCGUGUAUCACGCCCCACGCUGCCGCCAAUGCCACCGCCGCCGCCGCCAUAUGAGUCGCGCGUUGAUAAUGGUGAGCCGAUGUUUGAGCGCCGACAGCGCAACAUGGUGGCAUCCUCCAAUUUGCCAGAGUCGCUGCGUGCACGUCUGUUUGGCAGCGAACCAGAUCGACGCGUCUCGCAUGGAAUCUAUGCCAAUGAGAAUGGCAGCAGCGAUUUGUCCAAGACUGUGCCAGGCCUAAGCUCGUUGUCCAUGCGCCAGCGUCGCAGUCCUCCGCUACCAAUGGGCAUACCGCUGCCACUAAGCAGCUCAAACAAUAAGCCCGGCUAUCGAUUGUUGGUGAGCAAUUUGUGUGGAAAUGUAACCACAUCGGACAUACGCGAGCUAUUCAAUGACAUUGGGCCCAUGUAUGAUGCCCAUGUGGUGCGUCCUGGCACAGCCGAGGUCAUUUACAAAUCUCUGGAGCAUGCCGAAAUGGCUGUGGAUGCCUAUCAUCAGCGCGAAUUCGAUGGCCAGCCGAUGCACUGUGUGCUGGUUAAUCCGCAUUCAUCCAAUCGCUCCACACACUCUGUUAGCGCACGCACUGUGACUACAAACUCAUCUGGCGUCGAGGUGGACAUUGAUGCGCUGCAUUCGGUGCUAUUUCGCGAUCGCUAAGAUUGCUUAGAUAACAAAUGCAACAGCAAAAAGUAUCUAUAACUAAUAGCGCAUCACACACAAACACACACACAGACACAAAUUCAAACAAAAGAGACUCAACUAUAUACUGGUCAACAUCCAAUCAUGUGUCGCAACUAGUUUUAAGUUAAUUACUACUAUCCAACUACAAUGUGUAUUUUGUAUGCGGCUUGUCGUGUGAUCGUCCCGAUCAGUAAACAAAUAACAGUAGAAAUAACUUUUUAUAUGUUUUUCUCUUUUGUUUUAUAUUAUUUCCGUAGGCUUUGUUCUUAAAGCUGCUCGCUCUUGCUCACUACUAUUCCAAGUUCUUUGACAAUUUUCACCCUUUCACUUCUCCAUUUGAGUUUAUAUCUUACACGCAAUUAAAAAUAACAAGACCUAUGCGCAUACUAUAUAUUGGAAAAGUUAUAGCAUUAACCAUAUAACACAUACAGUUUAAUCAAAAAUCAUAAGUGUUCGAAAUUAUUCGAUAUUUAAUCAAAUGUGUGUCUAUUAGGCUGAAAAGCUAUUUUGAUGAUAUCGGAGCUUGCAUUGUAUGUCUCC